Messenger RNA from Solea solea (common sole), 3759 nucleotides. It is a transcript of the gene fkrp, whose product is annotated as fukutin related protein. The coding region runs from base 1320 to 2918 and encodes 532 amino acids. The record is from RefSeq and is a predicted model, not a curated record. Lineage: Eukaryota; Metazoa; Chordata; Actinopteri; Pleuronectiformes; Soleidae. The transcript has 2 exons. Gene Ontology annotation, biological process: protein O-linked glycosylation via mannose. Gene Ontology annotation, cellular component: Golgi apparatus.
CAGCGUGGCCUUUUAGUCACAAAUGCACUAUGUGUAAUAUACAUUCUUACGUUGACAAGUAUGCUAAAUUAGCAUCAACUUAACAGAUAUUAGAUCUCAAUCGCUCUGAACAAGUGUUUAAAAAAUAGGUUGCGACUCUUAUUUUGUACGUAUACCGGAUUUCUUUUUGUCUUCUCCUGUUUGUCGUUGGAAAUGUCCGGCUAAGGUGACAAAUAAAGUUCCGUGUUUUCUGUAAUACACAACGCUUAUGUCGCUUGGCGAGCCAGUUUCCUGCCAAAUUGUGAGAAGGCUAUGUUGAAGACGAUGAAGCUGAAGAAAGUUAUCCACAACAUUGUUUCCGUUUUUUUUGUGUCAGAACAAAGGUCGACUCCGACCAACAUAAUUACCACAUUUAUUGCUGUUUGCAAUGGUACUGAACACGUUUGUGGGAGAACAUAUAUUACUUCAUUGAAUGAUGGGGAAAAAGAGGCAGAUUAUGACCUCUUUUUGUCCAAAUUUGACCAUUUCAGCACUGGGUGUUAAAGAAGACCACAGCACAGACUCGUUCUCAAUAUACUGAAAAAUAUAUUUGUAUACUUAAAAUUUGCAAAACCUGACUGAAACCAGACACAUCCUGUAAUUAGGAACUGUUUUUCAAGAAAUGGAAAGAGAUAUUUGAAAAACACAGUUAAUACGUUUUUGUUUGUUUUUUUAAAAUACACUAUAUACCCAAUAUCUUUUGUUUUAAUUAACUGGUGUCUUUUUUUGGGAGAGAAAUAACUUCUGUAAGAUUUAAAGAAAUAACGAUUAUUUUGAAAAAGGAAGUGGAUCUUUUAUUCUGAAGGAUUAGAACCGGAAGUAUUUCUAUAGUCUCUGCUGCAGCCAGGGAAGUCAAACCCUGCACAGUCGUGUUACAUGAAUGAGCACCGAGUUAUGUUACCCAGUAAUAACAUAUUUUAAUGCGCUUAGAUGUUGGGGUUAGUUGUGGAAAAUGCUGGAGCGUCACCUUCGACCACAACUAUAUCUAUAACAUCAAACAACAAUGCAGAUUAGCGUCAGAGUUUGUUGCUACCGUUUCAGCCAGGUUUGCUCCUGACUGAGGUGGACCAUCAUGGACAACAAACACACCACCGAUGAAUGAACCUAACGCCGCUCACGCUUUUAAUAGCAUGGCAAAGGCACGGAAGUCCUGCAAAUGAUUUUUUUUUUUAAAGAAUGAAAUCAGAGAAGCCUAAAUCGAGGUUGUAAUCGACUCUCAUUGCUCUGCUACUACACUAAUGGGGACCUAAGACCAAUCGCUGGAUUUCUUUAUUGAAGCUGGACAGUGAAUAUAAGCUGCCAUGCGAAUCACUUUCUGCCAGGGCCUUUUAUCUGGCGCCAUCGUCCUCAACCUCCUCAUUCUCUAUUACGUGUCCCGGGCCCAGCAGCAAAUGAUGGAGAAGAGGAAGGAACUUGGUAGGGGUACAAGGAGGGCUGUGCUACCUGCCUCUGGUGUCAUGGGAGGCCUCGGGCUACUUGCAGGAGCUGGGGCUGAACCUGGGGGGGUGGGAGUGGACGGACCCAACCGUGGCCCACGUGUGACCGUUCUUCUCAGGGAGUUUGAAAAUUUUGAAAAUUACGUUGGAGACGUGGCUAAUUCCUUCCUUCGUCAGAGACCGGAGAUUCCCUUCCUUGCUGUGGCUGACACAUCUCCGUACCCUCCUCUGGUGCUUUCAGAGGGGGCUCGACUUCUUGUACUUUCCCCCAGCCCAGACCAGCCUCCACAGGCCCACAGGCCGGAGUUCCACAUCCAGACAGAGUUUGUUCUGCUGGUGCCCGAUGGGGUGGAACUCGAGCAACCUCGGGCUAUUGAGAGGCUGAUCAGGGAGCUGGAAGGGGAGGGUGGAGGGCCUGUGAGGCUGGUAGCUGCACCAGUCCUGACUCGGUCAGCUGUGCAGUGUCUCCACCUGAGGGUGAACCUCAGAGAGUGGACAGCUACCUACUCGCCAGCUGCGUCAGGGAGCAGUGGGAGUGUGUGUACAGCUUUACAAGGAGAUGCAGUUGUCCUAAUUCGCGCUGAGGAUCUCUUUAACCUCUCUGUCCCUUUGGCCCGGCCCCUCUUUUCAUCACUCUUUAUUCAGACUGCCUUGAGAGGCUGGAAGGUCAAGCUGCUGGAGAGCCCGUGUUUUUCUGCAAACCACCGUCCCCUUUUCAGCUCCGCUCACAACCAGUGGAAGGCUGACACUCGACUCAAGGAGGCCACUGGGAAGCUCAUGAGGAGCUUUGGCCUGAAACGUCUCCUGCUGUCUGAUGGAAAGGAACAGUGGUAUGGCUGCAGCAAAGAGACGCCUCGUUGCUUUGGCACCGUGCAGGAUGACACUCCAGAAUACCUUUACCUGGAUCGCUGGACACCUCCCUGCUGCCUGCGAGCACUCAGGGAAACCACCAAGUACGUCAUCAAUAUCCUUGAGAGCUCAGGUGUGCGCUACUGGCUCGAGGGUGGGACUCUGCUUGGUGCUGUCCGCCAUCAAGACAUCAUCCCUUGGGAUUAUGAUGUAGAUCUGGGCAUCUAUCUGGAGGAUAUACCCAACUGCGAUCACCUGAAGAACGUGGACUCAGGCUCUCUCGUGGAUGCUAACGGCUACGUCUGGGAGCGUGCUGUGGAAGGAGACUUCUACAGAGUGCAAUACAGUGAGGCUAACCACCUACAUGUUGACCUGUGGCCGUUCUAUCCACGUAAUGGUGUCAUGACAAAGGACACAUGGACAGAGCACAAACAAGAUGUGGAGUUCCCUGAGCACUUCCUGCAGCCACUGGUACCGAUGACCUUUGCUGGCAUCACUGCCUACGGUCCCAACAACCCCCGAGCUUUCUUAGAGCUCAAGUUUGGAGAGGGGGUGAUUGAGAAUCCCCAGUACCCCAACCCUUUAAAAAAGAGGCUGGACAGAAGCAAAUUAUGAGAUUCACUAGUCUCUGCACAUUGUUGUGUUAACACAAGAAACUCACCUGGAAGGAAGAAACCUGUAAAACUGGAACAUUUCUGGAUCACCAGAAAUCACAACUGGUCAGUUGUAUGAAAUUGUGACAUUACACAGACUUUACAUGAGUGCAACAACAUCAGACAUACCUCAGACAGAGACUAUGUGGCAUACCAAAUCUGUGUAUGGCAUACUUUAAUUUAUAAAUAUGACUGCUACAGCUGCAACUAACGAUUAUUUUCAUAUUUGAUUAAUCUCUUGUUUUUUUUUUGUUUUGUAUUUUUUUCAAUUCAUUGAUUGAAUUGUUUGCGUUUCCCAAACUUUAAAAUGAUGAUGUUCCCAAAUGUCUUGUUUUGGCCAUAAUCCAAAGUGAAUUCAGUUUUAAUGAUUUCUUUGUUAUGUGGAGCAAAGAAACAUUUUCCCAUACGAAAAAAAUUGUCUAAAAACCCCCCACUAAAACCGAUCGAUUAUCAAAAACAGUUGAUCAUUCAUUUAUGAAUGAAUUAAUAAUCAAUAAUUGCUGCAGAUGACGACUCUAAAGACAAUACUAUUAAUAGACAUGGUCUUAAGCAGGAUUUAAAGUAUGUAUUUAAGGUAUAUUGUACACCAUUGUCUGUGAAUGUAAACUGUUACAAUUAUUGACUGUGCUGCAUUGUUUUGCACUGUUUUUGUUUGUUUUUUUUCAUUUUCAGCUUUGUACUGUCAUUGAAUGACUGGUGCAUAUGUAGAUGCUGUUUGGUACCUGACAUCUAUAAUGCAAUGAGUAACUUACAGUGUGGUGAAAUUAGACCUGUCAGUGAGGUGAGGAUGACAUGUUGCUCCA